GAUACUGGCCCGCGGCCAGUUGUACCAACCGUGGGAAUCACUCAGCGAGCCCUUGCACGCCAUUGGUCGGACAUCCCACCUCCAGUUCAUCUUCGUGCAUCCAGGCUCCAGGCGUUCCGCUGGCUACAGAAGAGCCCUGACAUGCUGCCGUGCGUCGCGGUGUUGGCGACUCUGCGGCUGGCGUGCGCAUGGGCGCAGGUCUGCGACGCGGGGGUCAGGUACUUCGAGGGCCGACCGCUGACGGACAGCAGCUCCCGCGGUCUGCUCGACGUGCCGGCCUCCCUCGGCUCGGACGUCCAUGUGCUCGACCUCACCGGCAACAGCAUCGCCGCACUCGCGGACCAGUUCUCUGGCCGCGGCGGCGGCAUCAGGUUCCCCAACCUGACGGCGCUGUACGUCGACGGCAACCGCCUCCGGGAUCUGUCGGGCGACUGCCUCUCCGGGCUGCCCGAGUUGACCAACAUCAGCCUGGCCAACAAUUUGAUCCCGUCCCUUCCCCCGGCAGUCUUCCGCUGGAACCAGAAACUCCAGUUCAUCGACCUGUCCGCGAACCGGAUGGAUUCCCUGGAUCCCGCGGUGUUCCGCAACCUAUCGCGCCUGCGCCACCUGAACGUUUCUCACAACACCAUCAAGGUCCUCCGACCCGACACCUUCUCCGGACUCGAGUCUCUGGAGCGCCUCCUCAUCAGCUACAACCACAUCUCCUCCCUCCACCCUCGAACGUUCCGCGACCUGGCGAAACUCGACGUUCUGGACGCUUCUCACAACAACAUAAGCCACCUGAGCCCGACGCUGUUCUUCGCGCUGAAGAAGAUGAGGGUCCUCGACUUCAGCUUCAACUCGAUGACGAAACUUCCGAAGCAAGUUUUUUUGAGCAUCUGUAGGUUCGGAUUCAUAAAUUUUUCUUUCAAUAAGAUCAGAACUCUGUACUUGAGUUACACGCCUUACGUCGUGCGUGAACAGGACGGCGUGAACGUACUCAAAUCGGAAAGUGGGAUAUGCAGUGGUUUUGCUGGACGCGACGUGCCGUGUUUUUUGGCCGCGAAUCAAUACUCUCACGUGCAUUACAUGGACUUCUCGUAUAAUGACGUGGCUAAUGUGAAAUUUGGCGACUUGGAAUUUUUGCAUUCUUUGGAAGCUGUUAAAAUUUUUUUAGCUGGUAACGACCAACUUGAACUUCCAACCACUUUUAUUCAGAAGGAAAAAUCUAUCAUCGGUUUGUAUUUAGAUUGGACUAAAUUAAGUUGGAAAAAUCUCACUCUAAUCAAUGAAAUCCUGGAUCUUACUCACUUAAAAGUGUUGAGUAUCAAAGGCACCGAGGCAUGCAAUUACUUCACGAGACAGUUAAUUUAUUUAGUAUUCAAUCCUAACAUGAGAGUAAAUGUUAUUUGCAGUGGUCACCAUCCAGCAGAUAAAGAAUUCGGAAUAUCCAGCUUAAGCAAUACAGAUUCACUCAACACGGCAGGCACGCAAAAAAACCAAAAUUUAAAGAAAACACAGGUUUCCAAACAUAAUGGAAACCAAAAUAACUAUCCUUUGGGAAUAGAAUUCGUGAAAACUGUAAUCAACGAAAACAUGCUAUGUGAUUUUAUGGAAGAACGUAUAAUAUUUUCUUUAGAUUUUCACAUUCAGGUUAUCUGUGAAAACAUUCUAGACUGUUCCUACUUGUCUCUGACUAUAAUACCAGACGUAGAACCAUCUUUUUGUGUUCUGCUGUCUCAUAAUAAAUUAAAGUUUCUCCGUGAGGGACAAUUUCAGCAUUUAAGUAACGUUUAUUUACUAGACUUAUCAUUUAACCAUUUGAUCGACCUUACAAUGGGAAUUUUCAGUUCAAUGUGGGAUAUAGAAUUUCUUAAGUUAGAUAAUAAUGAUAUUACCUUCAUCAACUCCCUUUCAUUUGAUAACUUAACACAACUUGUAUACCUUACUCUUCACGGCAAUAGAAUUAGCUCGCAUGAUUCGGUAUUUUUUGAAACAUUUUUCGGUCUGAAUUACUUUGCAAUUUCAUUCUGGAAUCUGUCCUCAUUCGAAGGAGAAUUUUUCUUUAGGGUAUCGAAUUUGAAGAAACUUGAACUUACGUUUUCUACAGCUAGUAAUAAUGGUUAUGUAAUGUGCAACACUUCCUUCUUUGAGAACAUUUGUGGUUUGACUUAUCUCUAUUUGAGCGGUUUGAAUUUCAGUACAGUGUUGGGUAACACAUUCCUUUGUCAAAAUAAUUUAUUUCAUUUGGUUAUGAAUAAAAACUUUUUACCACGUAUUCUCGACAGACCAUUUAGACACCUUAUAAAUUUAUUGUCAUUGAGCUUAAAUGACAACAGCAUAAUAGAACUCGGGAAAUACGUUUUUGAUAACUUAACUGAUCUAAGAGUAAUUGAUUUUUCCUCCAACAAAAUAGAGUCUUUACCAAGCAAUUUAUUUUUACAUACAAAUGAAUUAAUUUUUUUAAAUAUGUCACAUAACCAUAUUUACUUUCUUCCUAAAACAUUGUUUGAAAAAUUGGUGAAACUAACAGUACUUGAUUUAAGUAUGAAUCCUUUGAAGUUUUUGGAUGGAAAUAUUUUUAAUAAUCUUAACUCUAUUAAGAAAUUGAUAAUAAAAUCCAGUAAUAUUUUUAACGGCCAUAAUGCAGAAUCUUUUUUAAGCAACACAGCCUAUGCGCAAAAAUGUACGGAGAAACUCAUGACCGAGGUGUAUGAUAUUGUACAGCAACCCAAUCAGUCACUGAAAAAUGUCUGUGGUACAACAUUAUUCACCAUGCUUAGACUAAAAGAGGAUUUAAGAGAACUUGUCAUUUCCGGUAUCACCAUGAAAAUAAUUUGUAAGCAUGAUUUUCUUAAUUUGACAAAUUUGAAUGGUCUCUUUUUAACAUAUAACGAGAUACAAGAAAUUAAUAUUGGAUCUUUCACUAAUUUAGCAGCUUUAAAUAUUUUAGAUCUUAGUCAUAAUCAUUUGAAAGCAAUAAAAAAUCAUGUUUUCGAAAUCUUGGAACAGUUAAAGCUACUUGAUUUGAGCUCAAACCACAUAGAAACACUUGAGUCCGAGGUAUUUAUUACCUUGCGUGCAUUGAAAUAUUUAUUUCUUCACUGUAACAAAUUGAAAAGAUUUGAUUCCAAUGUUCUUCCUACUAAUACAAUCUUAGAAAUGCUAAGACUUGAUAACAAUUUGAUAACUCUAAAUAAUACAAGUUUCAAGGGUCUGAAAUUUUUGAGUGAAUUAAAUUUGGACAACAACUCAUUAGGAAAUGCCAUUUAUGAUGAAUUUUAUGAUAUGUCUGCACUUAAAGUUUUAAAUAUGAAAAAUACGAAUAUUUGUUCUGUAAAUAUGUUUAGUUUUAAAAACUUUGAAAUUUUAUUUAUUCUCGAUUUACAAAACAGUUGUGUUAGCUCGCUCGUACCUGGACAUUUUUCGUCUUUGAAAAGCAUGGGUUCACUCGACAUCAGUAUAAUGGAUGCAAAUAAAUGUGACGCAUACAAUGCAUUGAGUUGGAAAAAUAUCACACUGAUAAACAGCUGGUUUGAUCUAGUUGAACUUCAAUACAUAAUUCUGAUUGGCCAUCCUAUCUGCGAACGUGAACAGUGGACCUCAAUAAUCGAAAACAUUUUCUUGUCCUACCAGUGGAAAACUGUGGUGUGUUCAACAAGCUAUGAAAUGCCAAAAUGGAUUUUAGACGAAAAAAAUAAUGGUAUAAUGUCAUAUCAGAGUUUUUGGUAUUUUUUCUAUACAGAAUAAAUUAUAUAAUUAUUCGGCUGCAAUCCACACUUUAAACAUAUAUAUAUAUAUAUAAAUUAUUUUCUCUUCGAGUUUUUUAUAAUUCAGUAAUCCUUCAAGCAACAAUUCAUUUUGUUACAAGGCUUUUUUUAACAGUGGUUGAUUUCAAUUUACUAUAAAUCAGUUUAAAGUAGAAAGGCAAGUCACGGCUGCAGCCUGUAAAGAAUGAACGUGACCAACGAAUAAUAAUAAUAAUAAUAAAUAAGAAGCCGUAGGAUGCAAGCCUACAAGAAUCUAAUUUAAAUAAUAUGAAUGAAAUAUGUCCUGGUUAGUGGCAUAAUUAUAAUGCUCCGUAUAAAUAUAUAAAUCAUUGGAAACACAAUUUUCUUAUAUAAAAGCUGUUAAAUAUUAACAGUAUAGAAAACAAAAAUUUAGAAGAGACCCACAACGAAAAC
Messenger RNA from Bacillus rossius redtenbacheri, 4163 nucleotides. RefSeq names its product toll-like receptor 3. The record is from RefSeq and is a predicted model, not a curated record. Lineage: Eukaryota; Metazoa; Arthropoda; Insecta; Phasmatodea; Bacillidae. Gene Ontology annotation, molecular function: protein binding. The transcript has 2 exons. Bases 142 to 3729 code for a protein of 1195 amino acids.